GUGGCCGUGACGUCACGGUUGCCAUCUUGAUCCCAGCCUAACUCCGUCAGAGUCAGACGACAGCGGCCAACAUUUUCUAGCUGGGGAGAAAGAAAAAUACAAACAGGAAAGGACCAGGGCUAGAUCUGCUCACAUACUAUAUUUCCCAGAUCGCAGACGAGGGAGUUGACGAGCAGAUAGGUCUCCGUCUCUGCAGUGGUUGUGCCAAAUUGACGGGAAGGCUGGGUACGGAAGUACGGCCCGCCACGGUUCCCGUUUUCUGCCGGGCCCGCUGCCGCCUCUGCCCGACUAGCCCGAGUCCACCUCUCCUGGGCCAAAAGUAGUACAGCCUGCAACUGUAUCUGAUGCCACUGCCAGCUCCUGACAGCCUGCAGGACUGACAUAAGACUCCGCCAGCGGCUAUAGCCGGAUCUUCGCGGCUGGAACACCUGUCUCGCCAUGACCGCCACCAGAAGACACGUCUAGAUCACAGGAAGCACCGGAGCACACCUGGUGAAUCAGCGGGGUCAGAGGUCGCUGUUUGACAAACAAAGCCAUUACAUGCUUUCAGGGAUGAUAACAGUCCAUUAGCCCUGGUGAAUAUCGCCUGCCCCAGGAGGGAGGGCACAGCCCUGGCCAUUAUUAGCCUUGUCGUCCAUGGUAACUGUAACGCAUCCCUGCUCCAGGCCGUUUGUCUGAUUGGCGAGUUCUGAGGGGAAGAGUGACGGGUAUCACGCAGGGAGAGAGCGGAGGAUGGCCGCUGACCUCCUCCCGGUCGCUCCGGAGAAUCCCGCGAGGAUCGUAGCAGCUCGGCAGGGCUCUGCAUGGACGUGCGUGUGAGCCCUGGCGCCGAGCGAGCGACAUGUCCAAGACAACCGCCGUGGUGCAUCCCAGUCCGGCGCUUAUCGAGAAGCAGCACCUCAAGAUGGGAGGCAACCACUACAUCUCGUCCAAUCACGAGGCAGACCUCCCCGUCACCUCCCCCGACUUCCCGCGAAAGGAGCGCAAGCUGUCCCCCUACGAGAGGGUGACCUAUGACCUGAGCAAUGACGAGAAGAUUCAGAAGGAGGUCACCCUCGGGAAGAGGAUCGGCUUCUACAGAUUACGGGCGGAGAUUGGCAGUGGAAACUUCUCACAAGUCAAGAUGGGCAUACAUGCACUCACCAAAGAAAAAGUAGCAGUGAAGAUCCUGGAUAAAACCAAACUGGACCAGAAAACACAGAGGCUCCUGUCCAGAGAGAUAUCCAGCAUGGAGAAACUCCGACAUCCCAAUGUCAUCAGGUUAUACGAGGUGGUGGAGACCCUAACCAAGCUGCACCUAGUGAUGGAGUAUGCUCCAGGAGGGGAGCUCUUCACUAAGAUCUCUACAGAUGGGAAAUUGGUGGAGGAUGAUGCCAGGGCACUGUUUGCACAAGUCGUGUCAGCUGUUAAACACAUGCACGAACAGUGCAUCAUCCACCGGGACCUGAAGGCAGAGAACGUGUUUUACGCGACCCCCGCCAUGGUGAAAAUCGGAGACUUCGGCUUCAGCACGCACUGUCGCCUGGACGAGACCCUCAACACCUUCUGCGGUUCCCCUCCCUACGCGGCUCCUGAGCUGUUUAAGGAUGAGAGCUACCUUGGUGUGUAUGUGGACAUUUGGGCUCUGGGAGUCAUGCUGUAUUUCAUGGUAACAGGGCUGAUGCCCUUCAGGGCAGAGACAGUGGCCAAACUGAAGAAGUGUAUCCUGGAGGGGCACUAUUCCGUCCCAGGGUUCGUGUCGCCGAGCUGCCAGGCUCUGAUCAGGAACAUUCUGCAGCCCACUGCAGCGGACAGGCUGUCCAUACAGCAGAUCAUGGACUCGGAGUGGCUACGGGGACAGCACUUUCCGGAGCCCCACGACGACUAUCACCUGAACCCGGCGGACAUUUCGAAAGAGAACUUACGCCAUGAAGAACACGAAGCGCGCAUGCUGCUCCGCGAUCUGGGCAUCACGGACCAGCACUUAGAACAGAGCAGAGGAAAGGACUCCAGAAGUUGUAUAACAGGGACGUACAGGAUAGUCCUGCACAAGGUACAGAAGAAACACUCGCAGCAGGCCGUCACGAACCACAUGUUGAACGGGCCGCCACCCGUCUCAAGGAAACAGAGCAAGUCCUCUGCACCAAAGAAAAAGGAAACCAAGAAUUCAAAACUCUGCACCAUUUUAUGAUGAAAGUAUCGUCGUCUCUGUCGUUGAUAAAGCAAGACUUUAUAAGUGAGACUUCUCCGGAGUAGUGUAUAGUUAUAGAGGCCUUGUAAACUUACAAAGAGAUCAGGUCACUGCAGUAGGAAUUGCUUCUCAUCCAAUCAUUAUAGGUCUUAAAUUUGUGUGAAGGAUGUUCUAACUUCAAAUGUGUGUUAAGCAAUGGUCUUGAUAUGUUGUUGUUUACAUGUAUGUCUUUGUUGUCAUACGUUUUGUGUUGUCAUGACAAUGUCAAUGUGUUGGUUGACUGUUUGCAUGUGCGUAGACCCCUGGUCUACAACUCUGUAUAGAAAGAUGGGUGCAAUAGCACUGAACUGGAUCUUGUUUGGCCACAAGAGGUCAAAGAAAUUUUUACUUGUAUGUAGCCAAAUGCAGGGGAAUGUUGCCUUCCAUGAUUUAAGUGCUUGUUUGUUGUAGUUGAUUACUACACAAUUGGGCAUGGGUUUCAAUAGCCCAAAUAUGUGUGUUGAAAAUACAGGGAUUGUCCAGGCAUUGAAGGUAUUGAAAUUUUAAAAGAGUUUUGUAGCAGAGUUUUCAAAGAAUGCCUGAAUAGAGGAAGAGAGUGACAUUGUUAUUAAUUGCAGUAUUUGUCAAGCAUUAGAUAUUGGGACUUUGUAAGUAUCCGAAAUGGAUGGAAUAGGGAAAACAAAGUUACACCUUUGUCUUAGUGGAAGCAACAUUAUUUCUGCAUUUGCCCACAUGUCAGGCCUAAAAAGUUGUGGAAUUUGUAUCUUCAAAGCUUUUAUUAAGAAGAUUCAAAGAAGUUGAAAGGUAGAGUGACUAGAUAACAGACGGAUAGGGUGCAAUGUUGAGAGAUUUUACUACAAGGUUUCAGUCAGUACAAGGUUUCUAUCCCAAAGCUUGCUGAAUGGUUGGUCCUAUUAGAUGACUGUAAGGAAAAGUUUUGCUGUGACAGUAGUCUUUCUGAACCCUUUUAAAAUGUCUGCUACAAAUGAUCACAGUGAACUCAAGCAUUCCACCUUUCACCAUCAGUGUCUUACAUGUCUGCAAGGCCAUACCAGUAAAAUCCAUUCAGUGGUUUAAAAACAGUGCUAUAUUGUCCUAAAUACACACCUAAGAAGUUUCACAUUUUCAGGUGUAAGACUUACCGAAUCAGAUGCAGAAGAAUCUUUGAUUGGUAUGGCCUUGUACUGUAUACCAUUUUGUAGCAUCUACAUUUCAGUAAUGGUCGCAAAUUAUGCUCAUCAUAAAAAAGUGACAGGUGUUCACAACUUCUGAAGAAAGUAAGGGUAUUUCUGUAUCUAAUCAUGGCAAUAUUGAGUGCUGCUGCUGCUACAGAGGAUCAUUUUUUUGUCUGGCUACUGUAUUCAGCUUUUACAGACUUCUGCGCCAAUCUGCACUUAUGGGUUAGUAGUGUUUGUUUGUUUCUGAGCUAUGUUGGACUUCCGGAGCAUUUGCGCUGCAGGUUCCUUUCUUUGCACAACCAGUCAAGAGAGGAUGCACAGGCUUUGUUGUUCCAUAGACAGCUUGCUUGUUUAAACAAUCAAACGGAAUCCUUUUUUCUAUCAUAACAAUUGGUACUUGUCCGGACACCUGAAUGGGGUUUGUAAGACAUACAAGUAGAUCUUAAACUUAUGGUAACAAAUAUCUCCCUUGUUGGCACUUAGUCAUUGAAGGCUGCUGAGGUAUAUGUGUCUCUUUGAUUGGUCAUUCUUGGAGAAGCAUUAUGUUUUUGAACACAGAACAGUUACAUACAUGUACAUCUUACGGAGACAUGGUAUAGAUUUCAUCUUGAAACUAAAGGAACAUUGAAGUCUGGUUUACUUGGACAAGACACUGACCAAGAUUUGGAAGAGACCAACAAGAUUUUUGAAAGUUAAUUACUUGUCUAGGGCAGACAAGGAAAAAAAGUAAUUUGCGAUUGCUAAUAUGAUGGCAUGUCACAUACAGAAUGGGAUAUUAUAUAAAUGAUGAUGAUGAUUGUUUGAAACAAAAAACUUUUCUUGGGAGAUAGAAUUAACAAACUUGUCAUGGGUUUGCUUGCCCUUCAUCAGGUUCUCUUUCUGAUGGUUUAGAUGGAAAAUUGUUUUUGAAAGGGGCCAAUCACACUGUCCGUUUUAUCAUAACCAUUGGGUUCAGAAGACUCAGUUGACCAACCACAAAGCCUGUUAUAUUAUGGUAGAUACAUUUCCAUUUACACUGCCAGUAGUAUUUCAACAGCUUGUAGUAAUGUAUACAUCAAUGUGAUAUCACACUUUUCAAAGUGCUGUGCCUUUAACAAAUGUAUGAUGUAGUAUCCAAUCAGAGAGAUAAGAAGACUGUCAAAGUGCUAUUUUUGUAGAUGCAAACUAUAAGUGUGCUAAUGACCAUCAGAUGAAUAUUACUGUGUAAAUCUGUCUUGUAUAUCACUGUAAUAUAGACAGGUAGAUCAUGCUUCUCUAUUCUGUAAUUCAUGCAAAUUCUCAACACUCAUUCUCCACAAGAAGUUUACUAUAUAUUGGAAGUAGUAUUGUACAGUACUUAACAUAUAAAUUGUGACUGACUGGGGUAUUAAAGUUCAAGGAAACAGAGACUGCAAUUUUUAUGUAGGUCAAAUAUCACCACAUUUUGCAUCUCUGGUUUGACUCAACAGAGUCUGAUGGCUAAACACUGCAUAUUUUUGAAGUCCAAAAACAAAAACCUGAUGAAGAAUGUAGCUUGACUGAGAAAGGUAUAAUUUAUAAAGAAACUUCUUCUUCAAACAUAGAAACAAACUUCUCAAGUCUGCAUGCCAAAUCUUACAUUGAUUUUGUUAACAGUUGAUUUUGAGACUUUUUACAAAGUUGUGAUGUGUUAAAAAGUUCUGCUUUCAUGAAGUUAAUUUUUAGAAUCAAAUUUCAUUCUGCCUGUCCUGUUUUUAAACCAAUUUUUUCUGUGUUCUCAUUUGUCAUUCUUUGAACUUUGAUAUCCCAGUGUUGUUGGCAUUCCAUGUGUUCUUGUGCAAUAUACCAACGAAUCUAAUAGUAAAUUGGGAACAUGUAUAACUUGUUGAUAUCAAAAACAGGGUACAGAUUAACUUAACCACAGACUGGUGUAAUAUACAAUGUCAUAAUGUCAGUCCCAUUAAUGCUAAUGUGCUUAAUGCCAGUGUAGACUCUGUGUGCUAAAAAUCCUCAAUGCUCUUCAAAGAUAAGAUAACAAAACCUCUGCCUUUGCUUAUGAAUUCUCAGCAAUUGAUAUACAGAUACAUUUAUGUUGUCAUUUAGAGUUUUUUUUUUGCUUUGUAGAGAGUAUACACUGCUAUGUCACUUCUCAGCAAAAUAUGUCAGAAUGAUGUUGCCUAUAUCAUUCUAGUGGUAUAUUUAUAUCUCAUUGCCUUGGUAGCAAAAGCAGCAUAUUGUGUAGUCUGUUUUGUAUAGAAAUUGAAAUCAGAUGCACUGUAGUUUUAUCAGAAAAACUUCACAUCAUAGAUUGUACCUUUAUUAGUACUAAGUUGUUUCUGCAACACCAUCUAGCAGGUAAUAACAAAACUGCAGCAAUGGGAAGGAAAGAUAGCUACUGAUGUCCUGGAAUCAUGUAUGUGAUGCCACUGUUUUGUUUUUAAUUGCUUGAUACUAAUUCUACUUAUAGGGAACAAUGCUGAAGCCUAAUCCGUCCAUUCGUGUGUUAUUACAAGCAUUGCUUUCACCAAGUAUGUGUAAUAUGAUAUGCUCUACAUGCCAGCUAACUACGUGUGGCCAUCACAAAGAGGUGGCCAUCAGCUUGUUAAUAGUAGUAAGAAUACUUUCUACACUUUUAUGAAAAAAGAGAUGAUCAUGAUGAUUUCUGCAUUGUCAAUAUUGUAAAUACACCUGUCAGAGUCAAGACAUGGAAGAAGGUACGGAUUUAACGCUUGAUUUAAUUUAAGGAGAGAUGACAUUAUUGUUCAGCGAGCAGAUCUUUUGAUUUUAUGCAUGUGACCACGAACCAGUCGUGACAGGGUAAAUGAAAUGCCUUCUCGAUUCAAAUGAACUUUGGAAAGCUUGGGCCAUUUUGUACAGAGGUCCUCUUCUCAGAUACUACAUGGCUGCAUGGCUCAGGUUGUUGUGUAGUAAGACCUGUACCAUCACCCUGCCCACAUCUCUGGUUGAUAUGUGCAUUAACGUAAAAUUUGCUUAAGUGGACUUUUUCCACUUGAAAAUUAAAACAUAGAGCUACAGAUAGAUGCCAUUGCUCUGUGACACAAAGCUUCUGCGUAAAAAAUACACUAUGAUUGACAUGUCAAAUGGCAGCCUUGUAAGAAAUUAAUUGAUUCUCACUAAUUUUUGUUUCGACCAAUCAUUCCUGAUGUGGCAGCACUUCUUCGGGAUCCACCUGUGUCUUGAGGUAUAUCCUUUGUAGAUAUCGGAAUAAAAGUCAUCUAGAUUUGUCA
Molecule: messenger RNA, 6554 nt
Organism: Branchiostoma floridae (Florida lancelet)
Lineage: Eukaryota; Metazoa; Chordata; Leptocardii; Amphioxiformes; Branchiostomatidae
Product: serine/threonine-protein kinase NIM1-like
Exons: 5
Coding region: 842-2170 (442 amino acids)
Biological process (GO): protein phosphorylation; microtubule cytoskeleton organization; intracellular signal transduction
Cellular component (GO): cytoplasm
Molecular function (GO): protein serine/threonine kinase activity; tau-protein kinase activity; ATP binding
Source: RefSeq, a predicted model, not a curated record